This is a messenger RNA of Papilio machaon (common yellow swallowtail), 2611 nucleotides long. Its product is annotated as proline-, glutamic acid- and leucine-rich protein 1. The transcript has 13 exons. Gene Ontology annotation, biological process: rRNA processing. NCBI's taxonomy places the organism in Eukaryota, Metazoa, Arthropoda, Insecta, Lepidoptera, Papilionidae. The record is from RefSeq and is a predicted model, not a curated record. The coding region runs from base 141 to 2591 and encodes 816 amino acids. Gene Ontology annotation, cellular component: nucleus.
GUCACUGUCAUUUAGCUGUCAGAUCAAACACGCAUGUUUAUCCGAAUAAAUAAUUGAUUUAAUAAGAAUUCAAGACUGGUUAUGACUUAAAAAUAACCACGAAAUAAUCAUUCAAAAGGAAAUUUUGAUUGUUAGCAAAGAUGUCUGAAAUUUUGAAGAAAGUGCGUGAAGUUGACCCAAAUAAUAGCGACGCAGUCAAAGAAGUACUGACUUCGUUUUUCCAAAACAUAGUUAAAUAUACUGAAGCUAAUUGCAAUAAAUGGUUGCGAUCGUUAGAGGAUGUACUUAGCCGGUUCCCCAGAUAUUGUUCCACUCAUAAGACUACUAUAGAAACACACCUCACACAUUUUAUAAAUAGCAGUAACUACUAUGAUGUCAUACAAGCAGCUAAAUGUGCCCAUGCUUUACAACAGGUAUCAUGGCCUCAAGAUAAAAGUGUCACAGCCAAGUCAGCAUGGCGGGAUCAGAUGACCCUCCUAUGUGAUGCAGCACAUUCCCUUAUUGAUGCUCUUUUCAUUCCCUCUGUUGAACUCUACCAGAAGGGAAGUAAAAAGAAUGAUACACAGAAGAAUUCAAGUUCACCGCUAACAGCAGCUUUGUCUAAAAUAAAUUCCACUGCUACAGCUGGGGCUACAAACAGACAAACCUUGUUGCAGACUAGACUUAGAAAUGUAUUUAUUUUUAUACAAGCUAUGAUUGUAGAAAUUUAUCCAGUUCCAAAGCCGAUUCAGCCACAGACUAUAUUAAAUGUAAUUGUCCGUUCACUGAGUGUUACCAGCGGCAAGAAAUCACAAGUCACGGAUGUUGGUUCACUUAAAAUUCAAGCGCUUAGAACACUAGAUGCACUGAAUGCUUGCUUAGGAGCAAAUCUGAUACCAUUUUCACCUUUAGUCUUCAGGAUAGUGAUGCAAACAUUUAGAUGGACUUCUGACAACCAAACUGAAGGCUCAAGACAAGUCCGCAGUCACACAUACAAAAGUCUAAGCAAUUGGCUAACCACACUGCACUCGCACCGGCUCUCGGGACACACUUGGGAAGAUGAAAUCACCACACAUAUCAUUGAUGAUAUCACACCAGUGAAGAAAACCGUAGAACUUACUAUGACUGGAGGGCAGCCUUUAAAAAAUCUAAGCAAAAAAGCUAGAAGAAAACUCCAGAAUCAAAUGUUAAAAGAAAGCACAAUAUCUACGCACAUUCCAGGAGAGAAGAAUAAAGUUGUAGAAUUUGAAGAAAUCAAAAAUGACAUUGCUAUGUCAGCUUUAGGAUGUGCGGAAAUCUUCUUGUCCGUUUGUGGGGUAUUUUUGAAGCCAACUACGCACAAGUUAUUCCAAGAACAUUUAGUCCGUGAAUGUUUUAAUGCUAGUACAUACUCGGAUGAAUAUGUACUAUCAUUGCUACGUACAUUAGAAGCUUCCAGAAAGACGACCCCUUCGACAGUACCUCCGCCAACACAGUACUGUCUGCAACUAUAUAGCACAUUGUCCAAUAACCAAUGUAUAGAAAUAGCUAGAUUCUGUUCGCAAGCAUUACUGGAUAUAAGGAUGCAUUUACAUUGUUCUCCGCCAUCACUCAACUUUGCACUAGAAUUGCCAAAAGAAAAGGAUCCAAUCGAAAAAUCAAGGGUUGUAUCAGAAAGAAACGUAGAGGCGUUGAAAAAACUCCUUGGAGACAGAAUGCCUGAUGAAGAAAAUAUUGAAGUGAUAACAAUUCACGAUGAACCAUCAAAGAAGAGACCACGCCUAGAUCAAGAUAAUAUAAGUAUUAGUAGUGAAUCUGUAUGUUCUGUUGAAAUAACUAAUGAUGGUAAAGAUAAAGAGGUAACAGAAGAAUUAGAAAUUGAAGGGAAUGAAGAAGAACUUGGUGAAGAAGUGACAAAUAAUGAUGAUGAAGAUGUGGACAUGCGAGCCGGUAAUUCUAUAGAAGAUGUGGAUGGAACUACAAAAGAAAUUGAAGAUCAAAUAGUUGAUUCAGCUGAAAAAAUAUCGGAAGAUGUUAAAGAAAUGGAAACUAAAGCAACAAGUAUAUAUGACGCAAAGACACAAUUAGAAACAAAUAUAUCAAAUGAUGACAUCGAUGAAGACAAUCAAACAUUGUCUAUGGAAGUAGCUUACGAUUUACCGACCGCAGUCGAUAAAGUGAGGGUUCUAGAUCAAAUGGAUGAUGAUAAUCUACCAAGCACUAAUGACACAGACGAUGUUCAAAUAACUUGCGGGCAAGUUAUCCUAACUUCACAAGAUAACGAAAUAGAAAAAACUAAGGAAAGUGACGAAGUUACAUUAGAUGUUAAUAAGGAUGAAGACGCCAAAAAAGUUAAUGAAUCCAACCAAACUUCUGAUGUUAUAACAAUUGAUGACACAGUAACAUCUAGUUACAAAGCAGUUACUGACGACGUAGUAACUAAUAACGCAGUAACAACUGAUGACAUACUAACGAAUGGGGUUGAAAAGACUAAUGGUAACGUCAAUGAAAUGAUAACCCAAGUUCCUGAUAGUAAUAUUACAGAUAAAUUAUCUAAACCUGAUGAUAUUUCCGUUGAUGACAUGAUGGCUGAUUUUGUAGAUGAAGUUAAUGAUCAAACUGCGGAAGCUUAAAGACAUCUGAUUCUUUAUUA